Molecule: messenger RNA, 204 nt
Organism: Racocetra fulgida
Lineage: Eukaryota; Fungi; Glomeromycota; Glomeromycetes; Diversisporales; Gigasporaceae
Source: the annotation of a GenBank genome assembly
CCUAAUGGUGAUACAUUCAUAUAUCACUUAAAAAAUGGACCAAAUUCACGUCUUAUUAGUACAUAUGUUCGACGAGAAUGGUCAUUUUAUCAUUUUGAAACUCAUCAUAAAUUAUAUAUUUCUGAAGUAAGUAAUUAUAAAUUUGAUGAUGGGUUUAUUAGUUUAAGUGAAUUAAUUGAAGAAUCUAUGAAUUAUGAUUUCAAA